Pogoniulus pusillus (Red-fronted tinkerbird) is the source of this 4541-nucleotide messenger RNA. RefSeq names its product integrin subunit alpha 1 (gene ITGA1). The record is from RefSeq and is a predicted model, not a curated record. The coding region runs from base 168 to 3683 and encodes 1171 amino acids. Lineage: Eukaryota; Metazoa; Chordata; Aves; Piciformes; Lybiidae. Gene Ontology annotation, biological process: integrin-mediated signaling pathway; cell adhesion mediated by integrin; cell-cell adhesion. The transcript has 30 exons. Gene Ontology annotation, cellular component: external side of plasma membrane; integrin complex. Gene Ontology annotation, molecular function: integrin binding.
AGACUGAAUAACAAACAGGAAAUGCCUGACUCGGCUGCGGGCGGUGCAGAGCGCUGAGCUCCACUCGACGCGCAGCACUGCCGGGCGCGCCGGCGGCAGCACCGCUCCCGCGGCAGCACCGCUCCCGCCGUCACGGCCCUCGGCCCUGGGCUCGCAGCAGCCCAGGAAUGGCUGCCUCCUACUGGAUGCUGACAGCUCUCCUUCACCUCGUUGGCUCUUCCAAUGUGGAUGUGAAAAAUGCAAUGACAUUCAGUGGGCCUGUGGAGGACAUGUUUGGUUACACAGUCCAGCAGUAUGAAAAUGAAGAAGGGAAAUGGGUACUCAUUGGCUCACCGUUAGUUGGCCAGCCUGAGAGAAGGACAGGAGAUGUAUACAAGUGCCCCAUAGGAAGGGACAGCCACUCGCCCUGCACAAAACUGAACCUACCAGCUGCUACUUCAGUUCCUAACGUUGUGGAAGUAAAAGAAAACAUGACUCUUGGAACCACCUUAGUGGCUAACCCAAAAGGAGGCUUUCUGGCAUGUGGACCACUUUAUGCUUACAAGUGUGGACGUCUGCACUACACGACAGGAGUUUGCUCUAAUGUCAGCUCCACGUUUGAAACGGUCCAGGCGAUUGCUCCCUCAGUGCAAGCGUGUAAAACCCAGCUGGACAUUGUCAUCGUCCUCGAUGGCUCCAACAGCAUCUAUCCGUGGGAGAGUGUCACAGCCUUCCUAAACAGCCUCCUGAACAACAUGGAUAUAGGUCCUCAGCAAACACAGGUUGGAGUUGUGCAGUAUGGACAGACUGUAGUCCAUGAGUUUUACCUCAAUACAUACUCCACCACAGAAGAAGUGAUGGCUGCAGCCACAAGAAUACGCCAGCGAGGCGGCACACAGACCAUGACAGCGCUGGGCAUAGACACAGCAAGGGAAGAGGCUUUUACCGAGGCUCAUGGUGCCAGAAGAGGAGUGCAGAAGGUAAUGGUUAUUGUGACUGAUGGGGAAUCACAUGACAACUACAGAUUAAAAGAAGUGAUUGAUGAUUGUGAAGAUGAAGGCAUUCAGAGGUUUGCCAUCGCUAUUCUGGGCAGCUACAGCAGAGGAAAUCUAAGCACUGAGAAAUUUGUAGAGGAAAUCAAAUCAAUUGCCAGCAAACCCACUGAAAAGCACUUCUUCAAUGUGUCAGAUGAGUUAGCUCUUGUCACUAUUGUUGAAGCACUUGGAGAGAGAAUAUUUGCCCUGGAAGCCACGACAGACCAGCAGGCUGCCUCCUUUGAGAUGGAAAUGUCGCAGGCUGGAUUCAGCGCUCACUAUUCUCAGGACUGGAUGAUGCUUGGAGCAGUCGGAGCCUAUGACUGGAAUGGCACAGUGCUGAUGGUGAAGGACAGCGGGAUCGUAAUGCCGACCAACGAAACCUUCCGUGACAGGCUUCCAGAGAGAAACGAGCCCCUUGCAGCCUACCUGGGAUACACUGUGAACUCAGCAUCGACGCCUGCAGGAGUGCUCUACAUAGCAGGACAGCCACGAUACAACCACACUGGCCAGGUCAUCAUUUAUAAAAUGGAAGGAAGAGAUGUACAGGUGCUUCAGAGACUAAAUGGAGAACAAAUUGGGUCAUACUUUGGGGGUGUUAUUACCACGAUUGACAUCGACAGGGACUCCUUUACCGACCUUCUUCUUGUUGGAGCUCCUAUGUACAUGGGAAAUGAGAAGGAGGAGCAAGGCAAAGUGUAUGUCUACAGUCUGAACAAGACAACCUUCGAGUACCAGAUGAGCCUUGAGCCUGUGAAGCAAACAUGCUGCUCCCCACUGAAGCAGGACACCUGCAAGGUGCUCAAGAACGAGCCCUGUGGCGCACGCUUUGGGACUGCGAUCGCCGCGGUGAAGGACCUGAACCUCGAUGGAUAUAAUGACAUUGUGAUAGGGUCUCCCUUAGAAGAUGACCAUCGGGGAGCUGUCUAUAUCUAUCAUGGCCAUGGCAACAAAAUCAGUAAAAAGUAUUCUCAGCGCAUUGCAUCAGGAGGAGACGGGGAAAAGGUGAAAUUCUUCGGCCAGUCAGUGCACGGGGAGAUGGAUUUGAACGACGAUGGACUGAUCGAUGUCACCAUCGGAGGCCUUGGUGGGGCUGCCCUCUUCUGGUCUCGUGAUGUGGCUGAAGUAAAUGUCUCCAUGCAAUUUACACCCAAAAGCAUCAACAUCCAACAACAAAAUUGUCAGAUAAAUAGGAGGAAAACAAUAUGUAUAAAUGCCACCAUUUGUUUUAAGACCAGACUGAAGUCAAAAGAAGAUGUGUUUGAAUCCAGCUUGCAGUAUUGGAUUACUCUGGACUCACAAAGACAAAUAUCUCGAAGCUUGUUCACAGAAAGCCACGAGAGGAAAAUGCAGAAGAAUAUCACUGUCAAAGGGUCAGAAUGUAUUAAACAUAACUUCUACAUGUUGGACAAGCCUGAUUUUCAGGACUCUGUGAAGGUUUUGCUGGAGUUCAAUUUUUCUGAUCCAGAGAGUGGACCUGUUCUUGAUACCGCUCUGCCAAAUUCAGUGUCUGAAUAUAUUCCUUUCACCAAAGAUUGUGGAGCCAAAAAUAAAUGCAUUUCGGAUCUUGUCCUGCACGCAAAAGCAAGCAUAGCUGGAGACAGCUCUUCCCCGUUCAUCGUGAAGUCGCGUAACGAUAAGUUCACCAUUCAGCUCUCUGUGAAGAACAGGAAGGACAGUGCCUACAAUACCAGAGUUUUGGUUCAGUACUCUCCAAAUAUCAUUUUUGCUGGCAUUGAGGAUAUACAGAAGGAUAGCUGUGAAUCCAACCACAACAUCACCUGUAAAGUGGGAUAUCCAUUCCUCAAAACUGCAGAAGAGAUUUCCUUCAGAAUAUCAUUCCAGUUCAACGCAUCAUACCUCCUGGAGAACGUCACUGUUCAUGUGUACGCAACGAGUGACAGUGAAGAACCACCUGAGACCUUGAGUGACAACAGAGGACGCAUUACAAUUCCAGUGAAAUAUGAAACAGGAUUGAUAUUUGUAAGUGUUUUCAAGGAACACCACAUCAUAAUUGCAGCCAAUGAUACUGUUCCUACCGCUAUUAACACGACAGAGCAAAUCGGAGAUGAAGUUACUCUGCAUUACAGGAUUGAAAAAGGUGAACACUUCCCAAUGCCGAACCUCACUCUGCAGAUCUUGUUUCCCAAUGUCACAGCAGCCAAGAACACUCUUCUCUACCUUACUGCACUGUCACAUUCCCAAAAUGCCAUCUGCCAAAGCAGCUACCCUGUGGACCCUCUAAUGAUCAGCAAAGGGAAGCCAUUUGUGUUGUCAAAAAUAAAAGAACCUACGAAGGACACGAUUAUGGACUGCGACACCUACAGCUGUGCAGCCAUCAACUGCGUCUUGGUCCCGGCCGACACCUACCAAGUGAACGUUUCACUGAGGAUAUGGAAGCCUACCAUCAUAAAGGCAAGCAUUCACAGCCUGACGCUGGUCGCCAAAGCGUUGCUUCGGAGCGAGAACUCGUCACUGAUUCUGAGAAAAGACCAUCAGAAAUUGGAGACCAUGAUUAAGAUUUCCAAGGAACUGCCACCAGGGACCGUGCCCUUAUGGGUCAUCCUCCUGAGCAUCUUCGCUGGACUCCUGAUCCUUGCGCUGCUUAUAUUUGCUCUGUGGAAGGCCGGAUUUUUCAAGAGACCUCUAAAGAAGAAAAUGAAGAAAUGAAGAGAGAAAGGAAGAAACAAACCAAAGAAGCAAAGAAAAUUUACAAAGUAGAGGGGAAAAAAAAAAAGUAGAAAAAAAAAAAAGUAGGAAAAAAAAAAACAAAAGGAGGGGAAAAAAAAGAGAAAAAAAAAAAGAGAAAAAGGAGGCAAAAAAAAGGAGAAACAAAAAAAAAAGCACCAACAUUUUUGCUCAGGUCUGCCUAAAAAUCUGUUACUGUAAAAGUACAAAUUUAGAAGCCAUAGUCACAAUGUUUUUCUAAACUUUAGUGGACUGAAUGGAACAAAAAGGCAAAGCAAGAAGCAGCAAACCAAGCACACAUGCAAGAGAAUGAUGCAAAGGAAGAAUGAACCUUGCAGCACCUGGAGAUACUCAAGGACACACUUCCCAGCGCUACUCAUUUGGUUUCUUUUUGCAGAGUAACCGAGUUUAAAAGCUCUAACAGUGUUUAAUGACCCUGGUUUUGUACACCUAGGUAGGCAGAAUCCUUUUUCACUCCAAAGUGGGCCACAAGCCAGCUUCUCUGUAGCAAUCCCAAUGUUUUUGAUCCACCUGGCAAGUUUCAAAACGUCCUUCUCAUGGCAGCUCUGCGGAAGGCAGAGUGUUAGCUCACGAUGCACUGGGAAUACACCAGGUAGGAUGUGAUAGCUGAUGUCAGGAGAAUUCAGAAGACAGACCCCUAGAAUUAGGAGUCAAAAUUACUGUAAUGCCUUGGACUUCUCUUUUUGCUUGUUUUAAGGUGCCCAGAUCACAGGCUCACAGGAUGUUAGGGGUUGGAAGGGAUCCAAGGAGGUCAUCGAGUCCACCCCCCCUGCCAGAGCAGGACAAUCCUAUCUAACACAGAGCACAGAAGAACACAUC